This is a messenger RNA of Ochotona curzoniae (black-lipped pika), 2042 nucleotides long. It is a transcript of the gene ARL6IP1, whose product is annotated as ADP ribosylation factor like GTPase 6 interacting protein 1. The coding region runs from base 83 to 694 and encodes 203 amino acids. The record is from RefSeq and is a predicted model, not a curated record. The transcript is spliced from 6 exons. NCBI's taxonomy places the organism in Eukaryota, Metazoa, Chordata, Mammalia, Lagomorpha, Ochotonidae.
GCGAGCUGCGGGGCGUUCCCUCGCGCUGUGUUCGCUGAGAGAAGAGUUUUCUUUGGGCUCGCUGAGACCACCUUGGCGGACGAUGGCCGAGGGAGAUAACCGCAGUACCAACCUGCUGGCUGCGGAGACUGCGAGCCUGGAGGAGCAGCUGCAGGGAUGGGGAGAAGUGACUCUGCUGGUGGAUAAAGUACUCCGCUGGGAGAGGGCGUGGUUCCCCCCUGCCGUCGUGGGCGUGGUCUCCCUGGUGUUCCUGAUCAUCUACUAUCUGGAUCCAUCCGUUCUGUCCGGUGUUUCCUGUUUCGUCAUGUUUCUGUGCUUGGCUGACUACCUGGUUCCCAUCCUAGCACCUAGGAUUUUUGGCUCCAAUAAAUGGACCACCGAGCAACAGCAGAGAUUCCAUGAGAUCUGCAGCAACGCAGUGAAGACGCGACGCCGUGCCGUGGGCUGGUGGAGGCGCCUCUUCACGCUCAAGGAGGAGAAGCCCAAAAUGUACUUCAUGACCAUGAUCGUUUCUCUUGCUGCCGUGGCUUGGGUGGGACAGCAAGUCCACAACCUGCUUCUCACCUACCUGAUAGUGACUUUCUUACUGUUGCUUCCUGGACUGAACCAACACGGGAUCAUUUCGAAGUACAUUGGAAUGGCCAAGAGGGAGAUAAACAAGCUUCUCAAACAAAAGGAAAAGAAAAACGAAUAGUGCACCUGCUUUGCUCCCGUGAUGAAUGGAGUAUGCAUUGUCCCCAGAAACCACUUCUCCUUUGCUCUCUGGAUGCUAAAAUGUUACUGAAGUCAAUGUUUGCUCUCCUUCACUCUGCCCUUAGUUAGUGAGAAUUCAGACAUGCCAAGUCGGGCUGCGUGCGUAGUUCUGCUUGUCAGCUGGAGUUGGGUGCAUCCUCAGCAGUUGGCCUUACACUGCUCUUAGUGAAUGUGAUUUGCUUUCAUUUUUUUCUCAACCAGCAUUCAUUUUCACUUUUAGACAGCCUCCUCAAAAACAACUGAGUGAUGAACCUUCCCCUUAGUGCAGUGUGCAGUAAUGUUGCAAACUGUUGGAGCUGAUUUCUGCUUUAGCUCACACAGGUUAGUCUGCUGUUAACCUGCUUAAAGCACUGUCCGACUUCAUGAUGACAGAGACCAAGUUCACCACUUCUGAUGAAAAGACCAAUUAAGAGUCAUUCCUCAUUGUUUCUUUGCCCUAGGAGGGGAUUUCCCAGGAAAUACAGUGAAAAUUCCAUGCUUAGGAGGUGCAGGUUUUUCCUGUGUGCAAAACCUAGCAGUCUAGGGCAGCACUGACCUUUUCUCACAGUUGUAAUGGGCAGGUUGACACUUGUCUGCUUGCGCUUGGACUUCAAGCCAGAAGACCUCCCAAAUGAUGAGAUUCAGGAUGUGUGGCAUACUUGCAAUUCCAGUUUGUAGCUGACUUGUCAAGUACACAGCAGGUUAAGACUCCCGUGUCUGUCUGACCAUGAACUCCAAGAUCAGCCUGAGAUGGACAAAUAUCUUUCUAUGUUGUCUUAACCUACUAAUUUCUGAGGCCAGAGUAAGUCUCAAAGCAGAAGCCUCAAAAUCCUCAUGCAAACCUGGCCCUAGGCCGGUCCCCAUAGGUCUGGCAUAGGAGGAUCCUGCUUGUGUCAAAACUUUUUUUCCCUAGGUAUUAGAAAAGGCAAGGGCAGUUGGUGAGCAGUGACAAUUGGCCUCUAGUCUACACAGGUAGAACUUUUAAAGUCUCCUCUAAUCAUUCUGUCUUUCUUGGUAGCUAGAAGUUUAUAGUUGAUAUCAGUAGGAAUAAACCUCUACGGGCCAAAAAAUGUGAACUAUUUGGGAACAAGUCUUGAACUGAUUAACUAGCUGUAAUAUAGUUAUGUGAAUUUAUUGCACUGAUGCUGUAAAAGCCUCGCUUCGUGGUCGGUCUGUCCUUAUAUAGGUGUUGUUUCAGUACUGCUGUGAACAGUGGCUCCUGUUGUGGCACGUGUUUUUUAAUGUUUCAUAUGAGAACUACCUGAAUUUUCUGUGUUUUCUCCAUGUAAAUAAACCUGUCUUCCUAUGCA